This is a messenger RNA of Monomorium pharaonis (pharaoh ant), 830 nucleotides long. It is a transcript of the gene RpL12, whose product is annotated as 60S ribosomal protein L12. The record is from RefSeq and is a predicted model, not a curated record. Gene Ontology annotation, cellular component: ribosome; cytosolic large ribosomal subunit. Gene Ontology annotation, biological process: translation. Bases 130 to 627 code for a protein of 165 amino acids. The transcript has 4 exons. NCBI's taxonomy places the organism in Eukaryota, Metazoa, Arthropoda, Insecta, Hymenoptera, Formicidae. Gene Ontology annotation, molecular function: structural constituent of ribosome; large ribosomal subunit rRNA binding.
AGGUGCCAUUACCUUAUCGAAUCUUUCUCAGCUUUUCCGUUAAAGAACGCGUGGGUAGUUAACGUGGAUCUCUUGUAAUUAAAAUUUACCUGUGUUUUUUCAUACAAAUUCUUAAAAAAAACUACGAGAAUGCCUCCUAAAUUUGAUCCAAAUGAAAUAAAGAAAGUAUAUUUGCGAUGCGUUGGUGGUGAGGUAGGAGCUACUUCGUCCCUUGCUCCUAAAAUCGGUCCUCUUGGUUUGUCCCCCAAAAAAGUUGGCGAUGACAUUGCUAAGGCUACCAGUGAUUGGAAGGGUUUGAAGAUCACCGUUCAGCUGACUAUUCAAAACAGACAAGCCACUAUCUCGGUUGUGCCAUCUGCUGCUUCUUUAAUAAUCAAAGCUCUCAAAGAGCCACCCAGGGACCGAAAAAGGCAAAAGAACAUUAAACAUAGCGGCAAUCUAACGUUCGACGAUAUAGUUUCUAUCGCUCGUGCUAUGAGAACGAGAUCAAUGUCGCGAACGCUCGCCGGCACUGUCAAAGAAAUCUUGGGAACGUGUCAAUCGGUGGGAUGUACCGUGGAGGGCAGACCGCCCCACGAUAUUAUAGACGACAUCAACGCCGGAGAACUGGAAGUUCCGGAAGAGUAAUUGUUGCUCGCGCAAACGCAACCUCUCUGGCUCUCUUUCUACAGCGAACACCCGUCUGUUUAUUGCGAUGCUCAGUCCAUUUUUUUAUGUCGAUGGAAAAGUGUUUUGUAUGGCGGAAUCCAAAUAAAAUGUAUACACAAAAGGCAGACUGAAGUAUAAAUGUAUCCCACUUUUACUUCACGUCUGUACUACUCUAAAACUAA